AUGUCCGGCCACCUCAGCGACAGCAACACCUCCCAACCAGGCACCGGCUCUUCAUACCCGCCCGCCUGGUCCUUCCCAUCCAGCUUCAACCCCGUCUCAGUCGCCACCAGCAUCCCAACCACGUCGCCCACCGCCGGCCGACCCUCGCUCCUCGGCGGCAUAUUCUCGGUACCACCAACCGCAGGGCCCGGUCGGUAUGGCGGCGCCCGCACGGGAAACCCCUACGAGUCCUCCCUCGUCCGCCGCCGCCAGAUGAGCGGCCCCGGAGGACACCUCCAGACCUCGUCCUCCACCGCGCGAGACCGAAGAGCAGGAGGCGACCCGGAGCGUAAGCGAGUUGUCGUCGCCUGCCUGCGAUGCCGGAAACGAAAGAUUCGCUGCAGCGGAGACGACGGCGCCGGAGGGCCCUGCAGCAACUGCAAGAACGCAAAUGAACCGCAGUGCCUGUUCAUGCGAGUCCAGGCGGGUUCCGUCAUGGAAAUGAAGAAGAGGGAGCAGGACAAGCGGAUCGCCGCAAACGCCGCCACUGCUGCUACCGCGAGCACCUUCACCUACGACUUGGACGCCUGCAGACAGUACCAGUCGCGUGGCGCCGCCUCCGUCAUGUCCUCCUCCGCCAACACUCCGACCUCCCACUCGACAGGCUACACCCCACCGACGCCGCAUACGCACCCCGGCGGCGCCUUCGGCGGGCCCACGAGCAGCAGCAUCAUGUACAACUGGGCGCCUAGCACCGCCGCCGCCGCUCCGGGAGGAGGCUACGACACCCACAGCGCCAGCUCGGGAAGCAGCGGCGGCGGAGUGGCUGCCAUGGGCUACGGCAUGUCCUACCACGGGAUGCCGUACCACGGGAUGCCCAGCCCCGACGCGAGCUACAUGGGUGACAACGACUUGAUGGACCGACCAAACACGACGUCGUCGUCCAUGGCCGACGCCGGCGCCUUUGCGCUGCAGAGCAUGUCCCAGGGCCUCCCGACCAGCAGCCCCGGCAGCUACCCCGCGCACGCGCCGCACAGCCAUAGUCACGGUCCCGGUCACGGCAUGACCCCGUCGGCGGCGGCGGCCAGCUCCACGCCGCGCUCGCUGCACCGCCACAACCCCGGCCCGCCGCCCACGGUGCUCGGCUCCUCGCGCGGCGUGCCCGCCUCCUCCGUCUUCUCCGGCGGGGGCUCGCGCGCCCAGCAGCAGUACCCGUCGCCGGCGACGACGCCGGUCACCAGCGGGGUGAGUCCCGUGUGGAGCGGCUACGAGCAGGCGCAGCAGCAGUACGGGCCGACGGCGGCGCAGUCGAUGGAGCGCCUGCCGGAGCUGUACUCGGCGGCGGCGGCGGCGGCGGCAGCGGCGGCGGCGGAUGGUGGUGGCCGGCAUGAGGAGGAGGCGCAGGGGAGUAGUAGCAGCGACGGCGGCCAGUCACAGCAGCACUUUGGGUACGAGUACGGGGACGGCAGCCGUGGGCAGCAGACGGCUGAGGGAAGCGGCGGCGAGGAGCAGCAGCAGCACCCGGGGCGCGUCGACAUGGUCGCCGGCGGCGGCGGCAACCACGCGGCGACUGCGCCGGGAAGCUACUAA
Molecule: messenger RNA, 1569 nt
Organism: Cordyceps fumosorosea ARSEF 2679
Lineage: Eukaryota; Fungi; Ascomycota; Sordariomycetes; Hypocreales; Cordycipitaceae
Product: Fungal transcriptional regulatory protein
Exons: 4
Coding region: 1-1569 (522 amino acids)
Biological process (GO): regulation of DNA-templated transcription
Molecular function (GO): zinc ion binding; DNA-binding transcription factor activity, RNA polymerase II-specific
Source: RefSeq, a predicted model, not a curated record